GAGAACGUUGGCCCUGGCCGGCAGUGGUUAAGUCCAAAGGAAGCUGCAGAGACAGGCGCAGACACCACUGGGCCCCAUGGCUGAGGAGGCCCCACAGGAGACAGGGCUGGGGGACAGGGCUGCUCCCCAGGAUGACUCGGGCCUCCAGGACAGCGUGUUCUCCUCUGAAAGUGACAACAGCCUGUACUUCACCUACAGUGGCCAGUCCAAUACCUUGGAGGUCCGAGAUCUCAGCUACCAGGUGGACAUAGCCUCCCAGGUGCCUUGGUUUAAGCAGCUGUCUCACUUCAGGAUGCCCUGGACAUCUCACAAGGACUCUUGUGAGCUAGGCAUUCAGAAUCUGAGCUUCAAAGUGAGGAGUGGACAGAUGCUGGCCGUCAUAGGGAGCUCAGGCUGUGGGAGAGCCUCUUUGCUGGAUGUGAUCACCGGGCGAGGCCACGGCGGCAAGAUUAAGUCAGGCCAAAUCUGGAUCAACGGGCAGCACAGCACGCCCCAGCUGGUCAGGAAGUGCGUGGCUCACGUGCGACAGCACGAUCAGCUGCUCCCCAACUUGACCGUCCGCGAGACCCUGGCUUUUGUUGCCCAGCUGCGCCUGCCCAGAGACUUCUCCCAGGCCCAGCGUGACAAAAGGGUGGACGACGUGAUCGCGGAGCUGCGGCUGCGCCAAUGCGCCAACACGCUCAUGGGUAACUCCUACGUGCGGGGCGUGUCCGGGGGCGAGCGGCGCAGAGUCAGUAUCGCAGUGCAGCUGCUGUGGAACCCAGGAAUCCUCAUCCUGGAUGAACCCACCUCUGGCCUCGACAGCUUCACGGCCCACAACCUGGUGAAAACCCUGUCCAGGCUGGCCAAAGGCAACAGGCUGGUGCUCCUCUCCAUCCACCAGCCUCGCUCCGAUAUCUUCAGGCUGUUUGAUUUGGUCCUCCUGAUGACGUCCGGGACCACCAUCUACUUGGGGGCAGCCCAGCACAUGGUCCAGUAUUUCACGGCAGCCGGCCACCCCUGUCCCCGCUACAGCAACCCUGCCGACUACUAUGUGGACUUGACCAGCAUCGACAGGCGAAGCCAAGAGCAGGAAGUGGCCACCAGGGAGAAGGCUCAGUCCCUUGCAGCCUUGUUUCAAGAAAGAAUACGUGGCUUCGAUGACUUUCUGUGGACAGUGGAGUCAAGGGAGCAGGGUGUGGGCACUUACGUGCAGAGCCCAGCUUCCCCGAGGGACACCAACCCCUUACAGCCUCCCACUAAGCUGCCUGGCCCCCUACAGCAGUUUGACAUGCUGAUCCGUCGUCAGAUUUCCAAUGACUUCCGAGACCUGCCAGCCCUCCUCAUCCACGGGGCAGAGGCCUGCUUGAUGUCCCUGAUCAUCGGGUUCCUCUACUAUGGCCAUGGAGCCGUCAAGCUCUCCUUCAUGGACACGGUGGCCGUCUUGUUCAUGAUCGGAGCUCUCGUCCCUUUCAACGUGAUCCUGGAUGUCAUUGCCAAAUGUCACUCAGAGAGGGCGCUGCUUUACUAUGAACUAGAAGAUGGGCUGUACACUGCGGAGCCGUAUUUCUUUGCCAAGAUCCUAGGGGAGCUUCCCGAGCACUGUAUCUACAUCAUCAUCUAUGGGAUGCCUACCUACUGGCUGGCCAACCUGCGCCCGGGCCCCGAGCCCUUCCUGCUGCACUUCCUGCUGGUAUGGCUGGUGGUCUUCUGCUGCAGAACCAUGGCCAUGGCCACCGCCGCCCUGUUCCCCACCUUCCACAUGUCCUCCUUCUUCGGCAACGCUCUCUACAACUCCUUCUACCUCACUGGGGGCUUCAUGAUAAGCUUGGACAACCUGUGGACAGUGCCCGCGUGGAUUUCCAAGAUGUCCUUCCUCCGAUGGUGUUUUGAAGGGCUGAUGCAGAUCCAGUUUGGUGGGCACACGUAUCACCUGGCAGCUGGCAACAUCACCAUCCCUAUCCCGGGAGACAUGAUCCUCAACGCCAUGGGCCUGGGCUCAUACCCUCUCUACGCCAUCUACCUCUUCAUCAUAGGCAUCAGUGGUGGCUUCAUGGUCCUGUACUAUAUGUCCUUAAAGUUCAUCAAACAGAAGUCAAGUCAGGACUGGUGAUUCACGCCCAGACUCCUGCCCGCCGGUGGGGGACUCGAGAAGGCCCUUCCACUGCACUUUCUCCCAAGGAGACCCUUCCCAGGCACAAAGAGGACCGUGAGAACACAAAGCUCAGCUACAUCCUGUCCACAGUGCUGCAGUGGCACAGGCUGGCCACAGGAUGGCAGUAGAAUAAAGACAGUCGAAAGAUAUUUCUGAUCCCCGGCCAGAGCUUGCGAUUUACUGGGAAUCUGAAAACCAUACUUGGGGACACCUACAGUGUCGCUAAUUUAUUUCCUUUUGAUAUGUAUUUGCAUAGGCAACUAAUACAAGACAGGAGCAAAUUAGGUAUGAAUCGAGUAGUUAGGCUAUGCGGAAACAACAACAUAAUAGUUAGUGGAAUAUUUGGCUUCAUCUUCCAGGGUCCUCAAACUCUGUUGAGCCAUUCUCAGUAUAGAAAAGGACCUAAAACAUACCAGCGAGGUACCAUCCCUUCUUUCUGGGUGAGGUAAUGGGCUCCAAAAGCCAAACUGAACAAUUAAAUAUUUACUGAGCAAUUGC
This is a messenger RNA of Aethalodelphis obliquidens (Pacific white-sided dolphin), 2632 nucleotides long. It is a transcript of the gene ABCG8, whose product is annotated as ATP binding cassette subfamily G member 8. The transcript has 13 exons. Gene Ontology annotation, molecular function: ATP binding; ABC-type transporter activity; cholesterol transfer activity. The record is from RefSeq and is a predicted model, not a curated record. Gene Ontology annotation, biological process: transmembrane transport; cholesterol homeostasis; cholesterol efflux. NCBI's taxonomy places the organism in Eukaryota, Metazoa, Chordata, Mammalia, Artiodactyla, Delphinidae. Bases 77 to 2092 code for a protein of 671 amino acids. Gene Ontology annotation, cellular component: signaling receptor complex; plasma membrane.